AUGUACAACGGUCGCAUAGACCCUGUGGAGCACGUAAGUCACUUCAACCAGAGAAUGGUUGUACACUCCAAGAAUGAAACCUUAAUGUGCAAGGUAUUUCCAUCUAGCUUGGGGCUUGUGACUAUGAGGUGGUUUGAUGUUCUGGGUGCAAGUUCUAUUGACUCCUUCAAGGAACUCACCCGAACGUUUGGGUCUCAUUUUAUUACAUGUAGUAGGGUUCCUCGGCCUUUAGAUUCUCUAUUAUCCAUGUCCAUGCGAGAAGGUGAGACCUUGAAAACAUACUCGGAUAGGUACUGGGAGAUGUUUAAUGAGAUUGAUGGGGAUUUUGAUGACAUGGCUAUAAGGACCUUCAAGGUCGGAUUGCCCACCAAGCAUGAUUUGAGAAAAUCCUUGACUAAGGAGCUGGUAAGGAGUGUUUGUCAGAUUAUGGAUCACAUUGAUGAGUAUAUGCAGGUCGAGGAAGGCCAACAGCAAGAUAAGGGAAAGGAUAAGGUUAUCCCUCAAGAGAGGAGGGAUUUCAGGAGGACUGGCUCUCAUCCUUUUAGGGUGAUGUUCGUAGCUCAGCUAUCAGCUGAGGAGCCUAAUUCUGAGCCAAAGAGGACUAGAGUGGAGAUCCAACUGACAUUGAGUUUUUCGGAUGAAGACAAGAUGAGAACUAUCCAGCCACACAAUGAUGCUUUGGUAGUCACCCUCAGAAUAUGA
This is a messenger RNA of Quercus robur (English oak), 702 nucleotides long. RefSeq lists its product as uncharacterized. NCBI's taxonomy places the organism in Eukaryota, Viridiplantae, Streptophyta, Magnoliopsida, Fagales, Fagaceae. The record is from RefSeq and is a predicted model, not a curated record. Bases 1 to 702 code for a protein of 233 amino acids. The transcript has 2 exons.